Messenger RNA from Closterium sp. NIES-67, 2475 nucleotides. The record is from the annotation of a GenBank genome assembly. NCBI's taxonomy places the organism in Eukaryota, Viridiplantae, Streptophyta, Zygnematophyceae, Desmidiales, Closteriaceae.
CACACCAUCCCAUCCCACUUCUCUCCGCAUCCACCGGCGAGGGGGCACCUUACCCCCCCGUCUCUCUGCCGUACCGCUCCGUCCUCACGCGCUCUUCUCCCCACGCUCCCUUGACCCCCGAUUUUAUCCGAUCCGCCGUAUCCGAACCAGCUUUGCCCAUUCACCAUGAGGCGCUGCAUUGUGCGGCUCGAGCCGCAUCUCCGCCGUCAGAUCGGCCAGCCGGUCUUCACGACGCCAUCUCCGCGGUUCGUCAGCAGCCCUGCCAAUCCUUUCGCUCUUCCUCUUUCCCUCACCCACCGCUCCGUUUCCGAACCGCCCUCCGCAGCUUUUACCAGCGCCGCCUUACCCCCCAGUGGCGCCGCGGGUAGCGGUGGCGGAAAUGGCGGCGGCAGCGACGGCGACGGUGGCUUGGGUGGGGGUGCCGCCGGGCGCGGCUUCCCAGGUCGCGGGAGAGGCGGAGGAGAGGCGGGGGCAUGUGGGGGAGGGGGAGAGGCAGCGCGGGAAGGGGAGUUGGCGGAGCCCCUUCUGCCCCCGGCUACGCGCGGUCGUGGGGGCACCAGGCGCGCCCGGGAUCCCCGGCCCGGGUCGGUUUCCCCCGGGCGCGCCGAUCAGUCGGCCCUCCGCGGCUUUCCCCGCCCAUUCUCCCCCGCAGCAGCAACUCGAGGCGCAGGACGCAGUUGGCGCUCCCCCUCCUACCCCUCCCCCUCCCUCGCCUCCCCCCGCUCCCCCGCGGGCGGCACCCCCAUAGGCCUGUCCCCCGCCGCGCUAUCCCGCAUGCUCGUCGCGUACGAGCGCGCAGGGAGGGAUGCUGACGUGGCACGCGUCCUCGCCGACUCGCGAGCUGGCGGCGUCCCAUUGGACAGCGCCGCGCGCGAGGCGGCGAUUCGGAGCGUCGCGCGCAGGCGGGACUUGGAUGAGGUGGAUCGGAUGGUGGGCGAGGCGCGGGCGGCGGGGUUUUUCUUAUCUGCGCCGACGUGGAACGGGCUGGUUGAGAUGUAUGCUGAGGUGGGCGAUAUCGAGAGGAUGGAAGAUGCGGCGAACCACGCCUCUAGGGCCGCUGCUGCUGCUGGCGCUGCUGCUGACGCCACUAUAGCUCCUCCCCCCCCCGCCGCUGCUCCCCCAGCGCCUCUCCCGCCCCCUGCUGUUGUUGCAACCGCUGGCGGCACGGGCGGUGACAGCGGUGCAGGUGGCAUGGGUGGCAGCAUGGGUGGCGGCAGCAGCAGUGAGCAGCUGAGUGCGAGGGAGAGAGAGGAGAUGCGCGUGAGGAUGAAGCUCCGACGAAAGGCUGCUGGCGCCGACUCUGACUCUGAAGCUGCCCUUGCUGCGUCGCAGCCAGCGUCUGCGUCAGAGACAGCUUCUCCCACUGCUGCGCCCAUUGAUGCUGCCGCCCCUCCUGCUGCUGCUGCUGAUGCUGCUGAUGCUCCACUCCCCCCACCCCCUGCUGCUGCUGCGGCUACCUCAUCUCCCCCACCUCCGCCCUUUACUCCCCCGCCCCCACCUUACACUCCCCCAACCGCGGCAUUCACACCCCCCCACACCCCCGACCGCCCCCUUCCCCUCGCCUCCACACGCGCCCUCCUCCCUUCACCCAGCAGCCUCCCCUGCCAGUGCCAUCCCGCCCCGCACCUCGCUCGCAGCCUCGGGCAUCCACCGAAUCUGCCAGCUCGGUAGCUCCCGCUGCAGCUGACGUGGCAGCUGCUGACGUGGGGGUCUCUCUUGACGAUGCUGCGAAGUCGGAGGCGCGGGAGCAGGUGCCCUUCAAACGGUCCCUCCAGGAGAGCCGCUUCCACCGCUUCUUCCGGGCCCUUCCCGACCAGCAGCAGCAGCAGCAGCAGCAGCAGCAGCAAGAGAGGGGGGCCGAAGGGAUUGCAGUAGAUGCAUCUGGUGCUGGCGGUAGUGGCGCGGGCGCUGCUGCUGCUCCGGCGUCAGGCUUGGGCCGAGGCAGUCUGAUGCAGGGAGGGCGCGGGGCAGGUAUGGUAAGGCCGGGCCUGGGAGGUCCGGCAGCAGGUGCGGGUAGAGGAGGGGGCAGGAUGGAUAGGCGUGUGGAGGAGUGGAGGGGCGGCGAGAGGGAGAGGGAGAGGGAGAUGGAAAGGGGAAGGGGUGAAGGGGGGAGAGACGAGAGGAAGGAAGGACAGGCGGCAGUGGGAGGGGAGGAGGCAGGUAAGGGCGCGGCUGAAUUCGCCCCAGAGACCCCCCCUCCCCCGGCCUUAUCCCGAGAGGAGGCCACUGAGCGUGCGCUGGGCAUUCUCUCCGCGUCUAUGGCUAAGGCUCGGGAGCACACCCGAGCCUCGUCCCGCCGCGACGCCGUCAGCCAGUUCGCCACCGAGGCUCUCGGCUCGGUCAUGUCCCGCCGCAGGCUCGGCGCAGGUCCGGGAGGGGCAGGCCCGGGAGGCGCAGGUCCGGGAGGCUCCGAAGGUAGGAGAGGCGGAGAGGAGGGGAGGAGAGGAGGGCAGCGGAGGGGCCCGAGGGAGGGAG